GACUCGGAGGAGUUUUAAAGCGAGGCAGCUGUGAGGAGGCGCCGCAGACGGACGGAUCCCUUCAACAUGAAUCCUGCUCUGCUGCUGGUGGUGUUGGCGUCGGCGCUGCUCGCCACGGCGGCGGCUCAGUCCAACGACCAUCACGACAUGGCGUGGGUCAACGGCUACCGCCAGAGCUUCAACUUCCAGUGUCCCCACGGGGAGGUCCUCGUGGCUGCCAGGAGCUACUACAGCGAGGCGGACGGCAUGGACCGCUUGUGGACGUUCGAGUGCCAGCCGACCCCCGAGGGUCUGGGGGAGCCCAGCGACUGCUGGUGGGACGACAUCAACCGGGCCGGGUUGGAGUGGACUUCAACCUGCACCCGUAACGGCCUGGUGGCCGGCGUGCAGGCCAAGUACUUUGAGUCGGUUCUGGACCGGGAAUGGCAGUUCUACUGCUGCUACUACAAACGCCGCUGUCCCUACUCCUGCAUGAAGACCAACGACAUUCCUGAACAGUUCAGAGAAGAAGGCGAGCUGGUCGUCCCGUCUUACGGAUACUUCAUCCGCGGAGCUCAGACCACCUUCAGCGGAGUUCUCAGAGAUCGGCAGUGGAAGUACAUCCUGUGCAGAAUGACAGACUUUGACUGUGAAUUUGAAAAUUUAUAAAACUUGUAAACAACAGUUUUAUUUACUCUAACAUUUAAACCUAAUACUGACGUUAUAAUCACUGAUAUGAUUCAUGUAUUGACGUGUGUUGAAUGUGAUGUAUGUCUGUAUAAUCACUGUGUUCCAGUCGUGCAUGCAGAGCUCAGUCUCAUAUUAAAGGUAAAUGUUAAAGUAAACAUCGGGGGGGUCUGCAGGGGAUUUGGGCUCCACUAGAUUCUCUCCACUUUGGGAAAGCUUAAGUGUUUCCAUUUAGUCGCCGGAUGAACUGGAAGUCAUUUGGCAGUAUGAGAAAGUGCUUCUUUUUUCCAAAACAAGGUUGAUUAUUUGAUGGUUGUUUGAUGGUUAUUGGAUGGUGUGGUCGCGGCGGUGGGAAACACUGCAUCAGGCGCCGCUCCAACAUCUCUUAGCGGAGGUCACGUGACGGUUCUGGGUGGAUGAUUUUCACGGUCAUAAAAGCAUUCAGGGCGUGACGGAUCGGGAUAUUGUGUUGGCAGAAUGAGAAUCUGUGGUGAGAUGAGCUCUGCAUGAAGAGUUUCCCAACUGACUUCACAUCUCUCCUUCAUUAAAGUUACUCAGUAAACUGUUCUGGAACUUUAACUUUACUAAACUACCGCUGUUAAUCCAUUAAAAUAUUUAAUCACAAGUAA
This is a messenger RNA of Sebastes umbrosus (honeycomb rockfish), 1295 nucleotides long. RefSeq names its product dermatopontin (gene dpt). The transcript has 4 exons. The record is from RefSeq and is a predicted model, not a curated record. Gene Ontology annotation, biological process: collagen fibril organization. NCBI's taxonomy places the organism in Eukaryota, Metazoa, Chordata, Actinopteri, Perciformes, Sebastidae. The coding region runs from base 67 to 648 and encodes 193 amino acids. Gene Ontology annotation, cellular component: extracellular matrix. Gene Ontology annotation, molecular function: extracellular matrix structural constituent.